ACUGAUUUGAUUCAAUAUUUUUGGUGUGUGGAUUACGGAAGCUUACAGGGAUUUGCCUGUGUGUGAUAACUUUCUUUAAAAAUUGGUUUUGGAUGAGAUGAACUGAUUUUUGUUGUUUGUAUUGAGUUGGGUUAGCCAAACAUGGAGACUUCAGUGAGGAAGUCAAGUUUAAUGACAGAAAUGACUGCCAUGAGGCACCGAGAAAUUACCAAACUCAAAUAUGGACAUUUGUUGCCAUGGAUGUAUAUUGUAAAUGGAUAUACCCCAGAAACUAACAUAACGGAAGUCCCAACGACCCCUGACAUCUCCUUACGAUGUGAUCGCUGCAAAAUCUACAUCAACCUACGAUCCCUGCGCGAACAUCGCAUCUACCAUGAUGCUUUGGAGGUUAUGAAGUAUCAAGGCAAAAAUAAACCCACAUCUGUAGAUGGCCUACGAAAAAGACGACAGAUUAUUAUACGAAAGCUUCGAGAAGAAAAAGAAACUCGCAAACAACUGCAAGCUAUUCAGGAAAUAAAUGAUGCAUAUGAAUACCUAAAGGCGGAGGUUCAGGGAACUUUUGAAAUGGAGCGACAGAAUCGCGAGGAGAUCAACACUAAUGUACAUGGCAUGGCGGUCAACUGUAGUCCAUCCUGUGUUUUCGCUGUUGGCUUCUGUUCUUCUCAAAAUGAAAGAUGGAAGAGUUACAUGGAAGACACAAAAGUAUUCCAGGACAGCUUUGGGGAGGACAAGAACAAGUGUUACUUCGGGCUGUUUGACGGUUACCAUGGGAGAUUUGCUGCUGACAUGGCAGCUACUGAACUACACCAUCUUCUGCUGAAUGAAAUGGCAAAGUUUGAUCCCAGAACCAAGUCAACCGCAGCCACAAAUAUCCUGGACACUACGGAUGUGGAACAGUACUCGUUUGAGCGCCCAGACACGAAGGAGAGUGAGCGUGUAACACUUCACGAGAAGAGCGUGGAUAUUGUCCAACAAAUCGUCAACAUGUGCGAGGAUAAGUACGAGGAACUCAUCACGCCUCGACGAUCAAAGUCCGGCAAGCAGGAUGCACAUAAAGACGAACAGAAAGAAAACAGGAAAAAGAAGCAGAAGGCACCAUUCACAAUCAAAAUGGAAUCCGCUCUUGCCAAGUCUUACUACUUAACAGACAUCUUGUUGUCCUAUGGUAAAGAUGAAAGGUCAAAGGUCAGAUGGAGUGGAUGUUCAGCAGUUACCUUGGUGAUACAGAGUGGGGAGAAGCUUGAACACGGGAAUGGGAUUUCACCGGUGGCAGAGGAGGAUGAGGAAACAAAGAGCGAUGUGUACAUGUCCCGGCCCCCCACCCUGGAGAACAAGCUUGAUCAAUCACAGCCAGCUAGCACCUUGGGGUACGAUCCACCCCAGGAAAUGGGCAUGAUCUACCUUGCCAAUGCAGGAAACGUUCGUGGAGUACUGGUGAGGGCCAAUAAGGCAUACACCCUGACUAAGGACCAUACCCCCAAAAAUGAGAAGGAGAAGAAUCGGGUCACCAAGGCCGGAGCGGACAUCAGUUUGAGUGAGAAAGAGAUGAGGGUGAAUGGAGUUGUAGCCACCACAAGGGGUCUAGGUAACCAUGGUGAUGUGGCACUGAAGAAGAGUGUGAUUGUUGAGCCCCACACAAUGUCAGUGGCGGUGGACCAGUACUGUCAGUUUCUGCUGCUGGCCUCGCAUGGAGUCUGGGAGGUGUUCACUGAAACAGAGGCCACCAAUCUACUGCUGAAGUUACUUCCAAGCAACUUUAUUCCUGCCCCAAGUAAAAUAAGCACCACCCUGAGGCCUCUAAUAGAUGAGUCUAACAGUCAGGCCAACAUCUCGUUGAUAACACAGACCCCACGGAGAGUUUCCUUCUCCGAACCGGCAGAAGAUCGGCUAAAGAUGUCUCCGCGCGCCUCUACAAUGCUCACAGAUCUGGCUAAAAAUACAGUGGAUGAGGACAUGAAGACGGAGAACGGCAGCCAUGUUGGUCCGUUUGAAGAGGAGUCUGGGAACGAGGCAGAUGUAGAUACUUAUGGUGACUUCAUGUCGUUGCCUAGCAACUCACGUCUGUCCAACUACAAUCCUUCCAUGUCUAGGGAACAUUUCCAGAGGGACCUUUCCCGCACAAUGGCGGAGCAUCUGGUUCAGGCGGCUCUAUUGGCCGGGGCAAAGGACAACGUCACAGCUAUGAUCAUUCUAUUACCGGGCUGUGGAGUUUAGCUUAUUGAUACCAAGGAAGAUAAAUCUUUCUAUAAAUGUUUCUUUACAAAGACUGUGAUAAAAUAUGUGAUAAUUAUUGACAGAUUGGAUUUUUAUUCUAACUGUUUUAAGAUUGCAAUGUGCAUAAAUAUCCAAAUUGAUAUUUUUAAACAAAUUAUUUAUUGUGCAUCAUAUAUAUACACAUGUUUAUUGUAUUUACUGAAAAGAGUAAAUGUAUGAAAAAAGA
Magallana angulata is the source of this 2440-nucleotide messenger RNA. RefSeq names its product protein phosphatase 2C-like domain-containing protein 1. Bases 142 to 2214 code for a protein of 690 amino acids. The transcript is spliced from 8 exons. NCBI's taxonomy places the organism in Eukaryota, Metazoa, Mollusca, Bivalvia, Ostreida, Ostreidae. Gene Ontology annotation, molecular function: protein serine/threonine phosphatase activity. The record is from RefSeq and is a predicted model, not a curated record. Gene Ontology annotation, biological process: protein dephosphorylation.